Messenger RNA from Gopherus flavomarginatus (Mexican gopher tortoise), 633 nucleotides. It is a transcript of the gene STMP1, whose product is annotated as short transmembrane mitochondrial protein 1. The transcript has 3 exons. NCBI's taxonomy places the organism in Eukaryota, Metazoa, Chordata, Testudines, Testudinidae. The coding region runs from base 104 to 253 and encodes 49 amino acids. The record is from RefSeq and is a predicted model, not a curated record.
GCUAGUGAGACAGCAGCAGGGAGGAUGGGACCCGGAAGAGAAGCUGCCGCUAGGGUGAGUUACUUCCCCGCCCCUCGGAGGAGAGAGGCAGCCUGGUUACACCAUGUUUCAGUUUCUGCUUGGUUUUGCUCUUGGCAAUGUGGUUGGGAUGUAUCUGGCGCAGAAUUAUGAUAUUCCUGACCUUGCAAAGAAACUUGAAGAUUUUAAAAGAGAUGUGGAAGCUAAGAAGAAACCUCCCAGUGACAAAUCGUAAGCCACUGAUGUUGACUGGACCGGAUCAUCUCCCUACAAAUUUCAAGGAUGUAAUUCCCCUUCAAGCGACAAGUUCCAAGUAGAAUUCGGGCUUUGGGGGAUUUCCUCCACUUCCAGUCUCCCAGAACCUGGCUGUCCUUGAGCUGAAGUGCAAUCAUGAAUGUGCAGUGAGACCUAACCUCAGGAGUUUCAGGAAACCUGACUCAGAGCUGAUGUGAUUAGAAAAGAAAGUUUGGAUUUUCUUGCAAUUACCUAAUAUUUAUAAUCCAUUUUUAUAUGGCUCAACUGAAGAUCACUGCAAAUCCUACAAUUAUCCCUACCUGAUGCUUUAUUAUAAUUCUUAAAAUGCCUCAAAAGAAAUUAAAACAAAUGUAUCCGGAA